Messenger RNA from Colletotrichum spaethianum, 669 nucleotides. Its product is annotated as 60S ribosomal subunit assembly/export protein loc-1. The record is from RefSeq and is a predicted model, not a curated record. Gene Ontology annotation, cellular component: nucleolus; preribosome, large subunit precursor. The coding region runs from base 1 to 669 and encodes 222 amino acids. NCBI's taxonomy places the organism in Eukaryota, Fungi, Ascomycota, Sordariomycetes, Glomerellales, Glomerellaceae. The transcript has a single exon. Gene Ontology annotation, biological process: ribosomal large subunit biogenesis; intracellular mRNA localization. Gene Ontology annotation, molecular function: mRNA binding.
AUGGCGCCUUCCAAGACAAGAACCAUUAAGAACAAGCACGCCGCCAACGGCUCCGGCAUCAAGAACAGCAAGAAUGCCGCCAAGAACGCGAGCGCCGUGCCCGACGGCAUCGUCAGGAAAUCCAGAGACACCCCCAAGGGAACCAAGCCGCUGAAGUCCAAGGGAAAGUCGAACCUCGACGCCCUGCUGAAGAAGCGCAAGAAGAAGGUCUACACAGAGGAGGAGCUCGACAUUCCCAAGCUGAACAUGAUCACACCGGUCGGCGUGGCGAAGCCCAAGGGCAAGAAGAAGGGCAAGAUUUUUGUCGACGAUAGGGUACAGCUCAUCUCCGACUGCGCUUUUCUCGACUUUGUAAUGGCUGACCCAAUUAAACAGGAGAGCAUGACGACCAUCCUUGCAAUGGUGCAGGCCGAGAAGGAGGGUCAGAUCGAGUCUAAGAUGAUGAAGGCGAGACAGAUGGAGGAGAUCCGUGAGGCCCGCCGGAUAGAGGCCGAGAAGAAGGAGGAGGAGAAGAAGUCGAAGCUGGAGGACACCAAGGACUCCCUGCGGAAGAAGAGGAAGCGCGCCACCAACAGCCGUCCCGAGAACGAGGAGAACGUCAACCACAUCGCGAUCUCCGGGUCCAGGGCCGCCAAGCCCAAGAAGAAGAAGAGCGUCUCGUUCGAGUAA